AUGACCAGGUUUUGGAGACCGGGAAUAAACAGUUCAUACGCAACUGAAACAAUUGGGAUCACCUGCGCUGUAGGUGAGCGAAAGCUUCAUGCUUCAAGCGCACGCUCGGUUAUUGAUAGAGAAGUACCUAGUCGUCAAAUCCCUCUGAUGGACAGUUAG
Messenger RNA from Chondrus crispus (carragheen), 159 nucleotides. RefSeq lists its product as hypothetical. The transcript has a single exon. The record is from RefSeq and is a predicted model, not a curated record. Lineage: Eukaryota; Rhodophyta; Florideophyceae; Gigartinales; Gigartinaceae. Bases 1 to 159 code for a protein of 52 amino acids.